This is a messenger RNA of Girardinichthys multiradiatus, 5006 nucleotides long. RefSeq names its product FANCD2 and FANCI associated nuclease 1 (gene fan1). The transcript is spliced from 13 exons. The record is from RefSeq and is a predicted model, not a curated record. Gene Ontology annotation, molecular function: protein binding; flap-structured DNA binding; 5'-3' exonuclease activity. Gene Ontology annotation, cellular component: nucleus. Lineage: Eukaryota; Metazoa; Chordata; Actinopteri; Cyprinodontiformes; Goodeidae. Gene Ontology annotation, biological process: interstrand cross-link repair. The coding region runs from base 165 to 3098 and encodes 977 amino acids.
AACGUCACAUGACAUGCAGCGCACCAGGAUAGCUGCUUGCAUUUGUUGUGUAAGUUUUCUGUGCGUUAGUUUUAGAUGAGGGUCCUUUUCCACAAGCAUGCAACAGGGUGACGUGGUUAAAAAAAAAAACGUCGUUUUAUUCAAGUGUGACUACAGCCGCUUACAUGACAGAAAGAACAAGCAAACUGAGGCGAAGCUUGUUGAAGAACAAGAAGAAAGACGAUGCUAAAGCUGAAGCUUCUACAACCAAAACUCCAAUCACCUCCUUCUUCAGCAGCCAGCCUCCACCCAACCUGGCCUGUCCCCUCUGUGGACAAUUUGUCCCAAGAUUCAAGAUCAAUGAUCACAUUGACUUGCAGUGUCAGAAGUUUGAUAGAGGAGACAGCACUGGAGCUUCUGGAGGUAGGAAUGAUGCUAGAAGCGUCCAGCUGUCGCCUGGAAGCAAUCUGUCAAAGUCCCCUGAGCUGGACCAGAAAGGGGAGGACACAAAAACCAAGACGAGUCCUUAUUUCAAGAAGAAUAACUCUCAGCAGACUUCACGGGAGAUAAACAGCAAGACUGUGGUCAGAACCAUUGGCCUAGGAAGCUUGUCUUCAAAGUUAUCCAGAAAACAUGCAGAGGUUAGCAAUACAUCUGAUCAGAUGGGCUCUGUGGAGUCAACCAGCAGCUCCCUGAAGGAAAAUGUCCAGGUACAGAGAUUAGAAGACAAUAAUGAUUGUGUUUCAGUGUUAAACACCAGCGUAGACGCUCCAGCAGCAACGAAAGCCCCAUCAUCUGUAGAAAAACAAUCAGAGACUGUGGUCUCCUCCAAGCGACCAAGUUCCCCUGCCAGACUAGCGAAGAGGAAAAAGAAAGCCACCUUCAGUGUCAGAGGGUCUCGUUUAGGGAAGAAAGGAAAAUAUGAAGGAAAUAGUGGAGAAUCAGAGGAGGCAUCAUCUAGUCUUGAUCCUGAGGAACCCAACACAGAGCAGCAUGAAUCUGAAAUGCUCCCUUCUCUCCAUGAUACGCCUUUCAGUUCAGAGGAGUUGUUUGAAAAGAGCAUUGCAGGAACCAGGGUGGGUUCAGUGCCAGAGUCUGGUGCUGAGAGCUCUAAUUCCCCGUCCCUUCCCUACUACCUGCGUAACUUCCAGACCGUGCUGCACGCCGUGUUGGAGAAUGAGGACGACAGGACCCUCUUCAACCAGGACGAUAUGUCAGUCGUUGAUGGAUUUCAGAGGUCAUCAGUAACGGCUCAGAAGCUGUAUGUGAGGCUCUUUCAGAGGAAACUGAAGUGGCUCCAGGUAAAUAAACUGGAUUAUGGAGAGAUCUGCGGUGAUCUGGGGCCUGUUGCCCAGGAACUGGCUCAAAGUGGUUUUCUACAGACAGAGAAGGACCUCGAGGAGCUUGUGGAGGCUCUGGAUCUCCUGCCAGCUCCUGAACUAAAAGUUCUUGCUAAAACCUUCCAUCUGGGCAGUUCUGGCACUCAGAAACAGCAGUUAGUUGAUGGGCUUCUUCGCCUGAGUAGGCAAAAGUCUUUCUUCUCUCCGGCCUCCAGUCAGAGCAAAGUUGGAACAGUGAUUCUGAAACGGGCAAAGCAGCUUGCAGGCUCCUGUGUGCGUCUGUCUCGUGGGCCUCGGGCCGUCUUCUCCCGCAUCCUGCUGCUCUUCUCCUUGACGGACACCAUGGACGAGGAAGAAAUGGCAGCUGGAGGUCAGAAUCAGCUUUUUACCAUCUUGUUGGUAAACUCGGGCCGUCUGGCCUUCCCAGACUACACCGUGCAGCGAGUGGCCAAGGUGUUUCGAGAUAGAGAGGAUCUCAUCAGAUAUGAAGCAUCCAUGCGAGCGCUUCUAGAGGUUACCCUGGCCAUGCAGGGUGGUCAGUGGGAGCAGGCCCUGGAGCUUUACACUGCCGCCAAAAGAGCCUGGCGUGAGCUCAGCGCCAACCACGAUCUGAGUCACCAGGAAGAGCUGCCAGUGUUCCUCCGCAGCUUCACUACAGGAUGGGCGUACACACGCAUCUUAUCCAGAGGAGUGGAGAUUUUACAGCGGCUGCGUCGCUAUGAGGAAGCAGUAGAAGAGCUGCAGGCCUUACUAAAGCAGCCUGUUUACUGUCCUGACAGCCGGGGCCGAUGGUGGGACCGGCUGGCUCUGAACCUCCAGCAGCACCUCAAAAAAUCUGAUCAAGCUAUCUGUGCUAUAAGAGAUGGGCUGUUGGAUCCUCUGGUUCGCACAGGAUACAAACUCUCCCUCCAUCAGAGAGCUGUCAGGAUGAAAGAGGCCCCCAGCUGCAAAAAGUACCGGCUCCAACUCAGAGAGCUGCCCACCGUCCAAGUCCGAGAUGUUAAACAUGUGACUAUUCGAGGUCAGCUGUUUCCUCAUGAAGGCGGCAUGGGGAAAUCUAGAUUUCUUUUACCAGACAGUGAAGAAGGGGACAGGAGUGCUCAUGCUACUGUAAUAUGUUCUGUAGAGGAGCUUUGCUUGGCCCACUACCGAUUACUAGGCUUUGACCAAGGGAUCCAUGGAGAAGAAUCAACAUUCUCCACCUUGUUUGGUCUUCUAUUGUGGGACAUUAUCUUCAUGGAAGGCAUUCCAGAUGUCUUCAGAAACCCAUACCAGACUUGUCCUCUGGAUUUUUACACCGAUUGUUUCUAUGAAAACAGACUGGAAGCAAUAGCCUCUCGUGUUCAGUUGCUUUGUGAAUCGUCUGUGGAAACGCUGUGUGACAUGCUGGAAGACGUCUGGAAAUCUCAGGAGGGUAAAGUGUGUUCGCUGGUCAGCUGGGACCGCUUCUCAUCCCUUCAACAGGCACAGUCUCUGAUUGCAUGUCUUGGCGGAGCUUUCCUUGGUGGAGUGAUAGACCGAAUGGCUAAGGACUACAGGCACUGCAGAGGAGGUUUACCUGAUCUUGUCGUGUGGAACAAGUCAAACAACACUUAUAAGCUGGUGGAGGUAAAGGGGCCCAACGAUCGGCUGUCUCAGAAGCAGCAGAUCUGGUUGGAUGAGCUGCAGCGACUUGGGGCUGAGGUCGAGGUGUGUCACGUGACGGCCACUGGAGCCAGAGGAGCUUGUCUCAAGGAAACAAAUAAACAAGUGUCGAAUGAGACUAAUUUAUCUGCCUAAAUGCAAACAUCGAGAAACGGCCUGCUAGGAGGGAAAAGAAACAUUUGUGUAAUUUCUAUCAGUGAUUACUGCUGACGAAUAUUUUGCUCUGUACUAAAAAUGUGAAAGUCUUUAGCUGAAAACUUAAAGUACAGGUUGUUCAUCAUAAGUUUCUUUGUCUGGUACAUUUCUGGUGCCUUCCCUCAUCUGCAUCAUGUCAGUCAGACGUUUACAUACUGUACACUCAUCAUGGGCAUGAAUGUUUUGAGCUUUUAAAGAUUUAUUUGAAUUGUUCUUUUAUUAGACUGUAAUGACUAAACAACUUUACGGAUUUUUAAAGACUAGAAUUGGUUGUUCAAGUUUGGUUUUAUUGUAAAUUCUUUCGAAACAACAGAGGUUAAAAAAAAAUAAUAAAUUCAGGGUCAAAUAUAUCCAUACACCCCCACUAAUAUAUGAUUGAAUGCCCUUUAGUUGGUUGCUUAAUAACUACACACUUUUGGAAGUCAUCAACAAGCUUUUGGCCUAUCUUUGGGUGGAUAUUUGACCCCUAUUCAUAUCAAAGGUAGAGUUUUUGUAAAUUGCUUGGUUUUCUGGCAGGGAUCUGGGUUAAAAAUCAUGGUCCACAAUUUUUAACUAGGGCGGAGGUUAGGGUCAUUCCAGAACCUUAUUGUUAGGCUGCUUUAUCAAUUCCAAAACUAGUUUUAAAGAUGUAUUAUUCCACUUACCUUGUAUAGUGCCCUAAUACCUUUAGAGCCAAACUGACCCUCCUCCUGCUGCCGUGCUUGACAGUUAUUUAGUAUACUGUUUUUAGAUUAGAAGGCCUAAUUAUGACUCUAAACAGUCUUGUAAUUGUAGCCAAAGAGUAAAGAGCCAUCUUUAUCGUAUCUGACCAUACGAUUUUUUUCCCCAGAAGGCAUUUGGCUUGUCCAUGUUGGCUGCUUUAAAUGACAGUCAAGUUUGAAGCUGUUAGUUUUAAAGCAGUAGGUACUUUCUUGGUAGUUCAUGUUGAUGUUAGAUUGGCUUGACCCCGCACCGGGCAGCUGGUGUUCCCACAACUUCUAUUUAAUGAUUUGCUUGAGUCCAGGUGGUUCCUGGAUUGUUCCUGAUUAUUCUAACCAAUCUUCUUUCUUUUAACUGACACAGCCUCAACUCCAUGAAAGAUUCACUGACUAUGCUUAAAAGGCAGCUCUGCAAAUAAACCAAGUAAUGGUGAAGAAACUGAAGGAAUUUAACAAGUUGCUAUUAUGCAAGAAGCUUUUUGAGGAGAACAAAAUAUGUUUUUUUCUGCAACUUCCUGAAGGAGAGUUAUCUAAUUUUUAGUGCAUGUUUAUAUGUUAACCUGUUUUAAUACCAGUGGAUGACUUAAAACAUACACCAAAAACUUCAAACUUAUGCACCCAAUGUCUUGUUUUCAAAAUUCAUUAAAUUUGUUUGCAGUAAAACCACUCUAUUAAAAAAAAGAAACUCCUUACAUGCAUCUGUAAAAAUCCUGAAGUAAUUAUAUUCAUACCAAUAAUGAGUGGGUGCGAUCUUCUGACCAGCAGUGUAAAAUACACCAUAUGAUGAGCAUCAUGGCAGAGAGAGGACAUAAUCAGAGGCAGGUUGUUUGCAGAUAAUUAGAGUGGAUUCAAGAACAAAAAUGGAUCCAACCACCACCAGAACCUCUAUUUUUUUUUUUCUAUUAUAAUAGCAACCUAUGUUAUCUGUAUGUCAGGUUACCAAGCAACAACAACAACAAAAAAUCACAUUUAUUUGGCAGCUCAAACUGCAUUAACUUCAUGAGUUUCUCGUUUAAAUAAUUACUGUGUUAAUUGUCUCUAAUUACGCCGAUUUCAUACCGAUGUAUUAAAAUAUCAGCUGGUACCCAAGAAGAAGUCUUGGGGUUGUUUUUACACAUCGAUAAAUUAAAUUUGUGUAAUUAACGUGCAA